UGAUUAAGCAGGCGACCAUCACCGCCUCAAGCCUUUGUAUCAGACUCGGCAGCCUGACAACGCCUGGGUCUGCCGACUGAUUCAUCAUGUCGUUGGCCUCCGUCUCGGUCGAUCUCACGUCGCUGGCCCCUCAACUCAUCGCUGGCGCCAGCAGCAAGAGCUUGGUCAAGAGCCAAGGAAGCAGUGCAGGUGCAAUUUCGGCGGUCGAGCCACCCGGCUUUGUCACUCCCAGCUCGCAGGGAAGCGGCAAGAGCAAGCAGAUCAAGCCUCGAGCACCUCCUUCGCCCGAAUCUCUUGUGGCUCUCAAGUCCAAAAAGGCGUGGGAUGUAGCUCUGAGCCCGGCAAAGAGCUUGCCCAUGAACGCAUUCAUGCUGUACAUGAGCGGUUCGGGCGUGCAAAUCUUCAGCAUGACCGUCGUCGGCAUGCUUCUCACAAGUCCAAUCAAAGGCGCAAUGACGAUUGGUCAAGCAUUUGCACCCCUGUCUUCGCCCGCAUCUCAAGGCAUCAAAGGAGCGCCAGAGGAGCAAUCCCUGCUCCUUCAAAAGGUCGUCUUCAUUCUCGCCCAAGCGUUGUGCUUUUCUUUGGGAGUGUGGAAGUGCGCUAGCAUGGGACUGUUGCCGACGCAGAGCAGCGACUGGCUUGCUUGGAGGGAAAGCAGGACUCCACUCGAAUUUUCGCCAAUGUACGCGUAGAUUCACUGAUGCACACGUAGAUGGAUGGGGAUACCACGUCACACCCUGUCACCGCGCCGAUGCAGCGCAAUCACACAUGCCUGCGACCAAGCGCAGCGUCGCGAUCACAGCUGCAGCCUAUGUCCAAUCAAUACAUGUAUCAAGACUUCAUACACGGACCGAGACAGCAGUCUUUGCCAGCGCUCUUGGGAAUGUACAUUGGACGUCAGGAUGGUCG
Messenger RNA from Ceraceosorus guamensis, 909 nucleotides. RefSeq names its product DUF1077-domain-containing protein. NCBI's taxonomy places the organism in Eukaryota, Fungi, Basidiomycota, Exobasidiomycetes, Ceraceosorales, Ceraceosoraceae. The transcript has 5 exons. Gene Ontology annotation, cellular component: EMC complex. The record is from RefSeq and is a predicted model, not a curated record. Bases 87 to 692 code for a protein of 201 amino acids. Gene Ontology annotation, biological process: protein folding in endoplasmic reticulum.